This is a messenger RNA of Lolium rigidum, 1058 nucleotides long. Its product is annotated as tRNA nucleotidyltransferase cca2-like. The transcript is spliced from 6 exons. Gene Ontology annotation, biological process: tRNA 3'-terminal CCA addition. The record is from RefSeq and is a predicted model, not a curated record. The coding region runs from base 1 to 816 and encodes 271 amino acids. Gene Ontology annotation, molecular function: ATP:3'-cytidine-cytidine-tRNA adenylyltransferase activity. NCBI's taxonomy places the organism in Eukaryota, Viridiplantae, Streptophyta, Magnoliopsida, Poales, Poaceae.
AUGAAACGACACUACCGCCAGCCUCAGCGGCACUGCUGCCAGGAGGGCCGGCACUGCUACCGGCCAUAUUGGCACUGCCGCCAGGAGGGCCGACACUUCCGCCCGCACCACCGGCACUGCCGCCGAGGGGGUCGGCACUGCCACCCUAGUCUUCAGCCCGUCGCCCCGGCCGCCACUGACGCCCGUGAAGGCCGACAUACUCUAACAAGCCUGUUGCAUCAUCUGCAGGUUCCCGCUGUUAGCUAUAUUAUUCGGGACUCUCUAAAGCUCAAAGCUAGUGAUGCUGACACGAUCGUGAAUAUACAUGUUGCAAGUGAAAAGUUUGCCGAAUUAGUUCUUCUCGAGUCAAAUGAAAAUCUGGAAACUGUCAAAGAGAAGCUGGAUGAUGAAUAUCUCGAGAUACCAACAGACUCAGUAAAACGUGUUUUGGCAGGACUUAUACUUCGUGAAUUAAAAGGGUUUUGGCGUGUGGCACUGUUUAUCUCGGCUCUCAUAAAUCCAGAAGUUGGCAAUGCUAGUGGAUCCCUCAGCAAGCAGGGUGAGCUAAAUCAAAGGAAAGAGAAAUACCUCAGUGUUGAGCGUUCAAUAACUGACCUUGAUCUUGAUGGUGUAUGGAAUUUGAAGCCGUUGCUCGAUGGGAAGGCCAUUAUGGGUGUCUUGGAGGUCAAGUCUGGAGGUCCCUUGAUUGGAAAAUGGCAACAAAGACUGGUCAAGUGGCAGCUUGCGCAUCCAAAAGGUACCAUGGAGGAGUGCAAGGAGUGGAUGAAGCAGUCACAGCAGCAGUCGAAACGCCAGAAAGUAGAAUGCAGCAGCUGAGGAUUAUUGACAUUUUGAGCUUACGCAGUCCUCAAAAUUCAGCUAUAGGCCACAAAACUUCCCAUGAAAUCAGCCCGCAUGUAGGCGUCUUUAAACUAAGAAAGUAAGAAUCAAGCUCCUUAGUGAAGAUGGUUAUACCUGACUAACCUUAGGUUUGACAUGCUGUGUAUCUUACCAAGGUCACAUGUUAACAAAAAAUCACUAGUUCAGAUAAUCGAAAUUUUGCCUAGGUAUUUCGAAUG